UGGCGGCGCCCUGAGGAGCUGUGAGGUUGGAGGCACAGAUGAGCACCCUGCUGUGACCUUUAGCCUCCGUGUCCUGUCACCAGCACAUACACCUGUCCAGCAGUAUGGCCCAACAAAUCAAUGUGUGGGAGCAUCUCCAUCUGCUUGAGUCUCCAGACCUGCAAGAACUGGAUGGAAUCCACAGGCUCAUAAGAGAUCACCUCAGUACUGACCGUAAUCCAGUCCUAGUAAACAAUCUGGUGGAUCAUUAUCUGGAAACCAAUUCUGAACAAGCAAUGCUAAUCCUCUCUAUGGUACAAGAGCCCCACGACAAGCACCUUUUGGACAAGAUAAAUGAGUAUUUAGGAAAAGCUGCUACCCGCUUAUCAACCCUGACACUAUUGGGCCAUGUUAUUCGCCGUCAGCCAUCUUGGAAGCACAAGUUGUCACAAGCACCAGUUCUGCAGUCCUUACUGAAGUGUCUCAAGACAGACGCAGAUGUCGUGGUUCUCACCACAGGAGUCCUAGUGUUAAUUACUGUGCUGCCAAUGAUUCCGCAGUCCGGGAAACAGCAUCUGCACGAGUUCUUUGACAUUUUUGGGCGCCUGUCAGGCUGGUGCUUGAAAAAUCCAGGUCAUGUAGCAGAGACGUGUCUCGUCCAUCUUCAUGCCAGUGUGUACGCCCUCUUUCAUCGCCUCUACGGGAUGUAUCCAUGCAACUUUGUGUCCUUCCUACGAUCUCAUUACAGCAUGAAGGAAAACCUGGAGACGUUUGAAGAAAUAGUCAAGCCAAUGAUGGAACAUGUGCGAAUUCAUCCUGAGCUGGUUACUGGAUCCAAAGACCAUGAAUUAGACCCAAGCAGGUGGAAGAGGUUGGAAACUCAUGACAUUGUUGUAGAAUGUGCCAAAAUCUCUUUGGACCCCAAUGAAGCCUCCUAUGAAGAAGGAUAUUCUCCUCUUUCCAAUCGCCUUCGGCAAAGGCAGCAGGACACGACAUCCAGUCCCUACCCUGAGAUCAGCAGUAACUAUGGAAGCAACACCUCCACACCAUUCUCCACGCCAAAGCCGUGCACACAGGAUCCACUGCAACAUAUUGGCACCCAAGCGCUACGGCUGCAAGCAGAGACACAGGACUCUUUUUGGAGCCCGUCUACCUUCUGUGGAAUGACCACACCCCCCAGCUCUCCUGUCGGUCUAGUACCAGAUUCCUCCUGGCCGACUUCCCGUCCUCCCAGCAAAACUCUGAUUACACCUGGUGGAAAAAUAACUCCCAUGGGCACACCGGCAACCUCUCCUCCCCCUGUUAUGAGCUCUGAUGAGUCUUCAAACCCUACAAAUGUUUCCUCCACCACAACUCCCCCCAAAAAGUAUGAAAGCUCCGAUCAGUGCAAGCUCAAUCAGCAAGUCGUCAAGGGAGAAAAGGGCUCUGAAGACUCUCCCAAAGUUGUGAAGACAGUGUCUCUGAGUGAGCUUUCUGAAGUGAUUGAAGUGCUGGCUGCUGACCACAAUAAUACAGAAGAAGCUGCUAUAUCCCAGGAGCUGUGCCAGAUCACUACGUCCGAACAUGAGCCUGUUGUACGCCGCGGAGGCUUUGACUCCCCCUUCUGUCUUCAUUACGACAGCCAGCCUGCCCCUUCAAAGAAGAACCACGCCUGCAAUGUGACCCAGAUCUGUGACCACCCAACCGCUGACAAGCUCCACUGCAACAGGUCCCAGGACAACUUAAAACAGGCAUUCACUCCCAUUGAGCCACCCAAUGGCGCAGAGAAUGACAACUCAGGGAAGCCACAGACUACUGACUCUUUGCCCACUGACAGGAACAUUCUUACUCCCAGUCCUUGCAAAUCUCAGGCCCGCUGCAGAUCCUGCUUCAAUCCUGCCCCUUACGAGCACCUUUUUGAGCUGGCUUUGCCUAAAACGGCAAGCCUUUUUAUCUCCAAAAAGACAGAAGACCUGUAUAGAAAAUUCAAAGGGAGCAAUGAGGAAGCCGAGGAGGACAGCACAUCCGUCUCUCCUGCUGAGGUGCUCGACCGGCUCAUACAGCUAGGAGCUGAUGCCCACACCAAAGAGCUGAACAAGUUGCCUUUACCCAGCAAAUCAGCUGACUGGACUCAUUUUGGAGGUUCUCCUCCAACCGAUGAGAUCCACACACUGCGAAACCAGUUGGUGCUUCUACAUAACCAGCUUUUGUAUGAGCGAUUCAAGAGGCAGCAGCAUGCUCUACGCAAUCGCCGUCUUCUGCGCAAGGUCAUCAAGGUGACAACACUUGAGGAACAGAAUGCUGCUAUGAAAGGCCAGCUGAAGAUGCAGGAAGCAGAUCUCCAGGCCAUAAAACAAAGCCUUUUUAUAGAGCAGGCACGGUACAAGAAACUACAGGAAGAGAAGGACACUGUGGUCAACCAGCUGCACAGCCAGAUACGGCAACUCCAGCAUGACCGGGAGGAAUUCUACAACCAGAGCCAGGAAUUACAGAGUAAGCUGGAGGACUGCCGCAAUACGAUAGCUUAUCUGCGGUCUGAGGUGAAACAAGCUAACAACAAGGUGUGCCACACGGAGCUCAGACUCAGUCAGGUGUCUCAAAAGCUGUCAAACAGCGAGUCUGUACAGCAUCAGAUGGAGUUCCUGAACCGGCAGCUUCUGAUUCUCGGGGAGGUGAAUGAGCUUUAUGUGGAACAGCUGCAGCAUAAAAACACCAAUGCUGAUAAGGAAGUGGAGAUGCUGCAGGCCUCCUUUAAGAAGGAACUGGAAAAGGCUCGCAUUCUGGUGGUUCAGCAAAGCCAGAGACUGGAGAGCACCCAGAAAAGAAUAUUGGAGCUGGAGUCUCAGCUGGCCAAAAAGGAACUGCACUUCCAGGAACAGAAGAAGUUUCUGGAAGAUGUCAAAGUCAAGAACAGAGGGCAGUUGCAGGCAGUGGAGAGCAAGUACAAUGCUCAAAAGAGGAUAAGUCAGUCUUUUGAGAGGGAAAUCCUGUCGCUGUACUGCCAGCUGGAGAGGGAAGGUCUGAUAAAAAAACGGCUGGAAGAAAAAACAGAAACGGCAGAAGUUGCUGAAGAAAGACAUGAUGUGGACUGCCCGGCUGUUUCCUGUCCUGAUGACUUCAGAGAAGAGGCGAAUGGUAGCAUUGAUGCCAACACCUCCAUGCACACCAGUGUCUUAAGCAGCGGAGGGAGCAGUCACAGUGGAAGCAGUAGCACCCUGUCCACACCAGAGAAGGCGGGAUCGAACCUACCUCCUACCCAGAGAGAGCUGCUGGAGCUACCUUCUGGAGGUCACCUGACCAUCGGCUCUUACCCGAACGCCAAGAGCUUUCUCGGCAUCCGGGCCCGGGAGCUGUUUCGCAACAAGAGUGAGAGCCAUUGUGACGAGGAAGGUAUCUGCAGUCUUUCGGAGAUCCUGAAGACCGAGCUAUGUCAGGGACCUGGAUCUGAGGCCAGAGCUGUGAGCUCAACUGCUGGUAAUGCUGGCCCAUCAAGUGUGCGGGAUUUUCAGAUAAUGGACUAUGAUUAGACACAUCAUGACCACAGUUGGGAGGCGAGCAGUGUUACUGUCCUUCUCACUCCUGGCUUUAAUCAAAAGGUGUCUGAACUUUCAGGAAAUGUUUCACUACUUCUGCAGUGCAACAGUAGCGGACCACCAGAACUGGAAGGGAUGAAACUCGUUACGUCACAUCCCACUU
Molecule: messenger RNA, 3654 nt
Organism: Nanorana parkeri
Lineage: Eukaryota; Metazoa; Chordata; Amphibia; Anura; Dicroglossidae
Gene: TSC1
Product: tuberous sclerosis 1
Exons: 22
Coding region: 105-3485 (1126 amino acids)
Biological process (GO): negative regulation of cell population proliferation; negative regulation of TOR signaling; regulation of cell cycle
Cellular component (GO): TSC1-TSC2 complex
Source: RefSeq, a predicted model, not a curated record